UUUUUCUUAUUCAUACAUUAGCAAAAUAAAAAUGGCUAAAUUGAACAAGACAGAAACUCCAGUAGAAAAUAAAUACUGGAGUUUAAUCACUUCAGAUCCGGAUGUAUUCAACGAUAUGAUCAAAGAAUACGGAGUAAAGAAUACCAAAGCCGAGGAGCUUUUUACUCUGGACUUUGAGCACUUGGAAGAAGAUGGACCUGUGCACGGUCUUAUUGUGAUCACAGAGUUCACUGAGGAGCCGUUGGAGGAGGGUUAUGAUGUUGUAGACCCUGACGAAGAAAACAUCAUCUUUACGUCUCAGGUUGUCACUAACGCUUGUGGAACCUUGGCAAUUGUUGGCGUAUUAUUAAAUGCUGAUAUUGAAGAGAAGGGACAAAUACUUCAUAGCUUUGAAGAAUUUACCAAUGGCUUCUCGCCUAUUAACCGCGGUCUUUGUUUGGGAGGUUCUGAUGAGAUCAGAAGGAUUCAUAACGCGUACGCACCUGCCCAUCAAAUUGCAGACAAUUUACUCUCUGCCAGUAACCAAGGUGUCUCAAGUGGAAAGGAGAACCAGGACGUGACUGAUGACUAUGAAAUUGUUUAUCACUAUGUCACUUACAUCUAUAAGAAUGGUUUCCUUUGGAAGAUGGAUGGUCUUGACAACAGACCAAAGAAGAUUUGUAAGUGUGAUAAGGGUGAUUGGCUUGAGAUGGCUCGACCUCAUGUCGAAAAGAGAAUGUUUGAUAGCUCCAAUGCUUCCAUCAUCGCCAUUAAGCAUGAUCCAUACCCAAAAUUAGUAGCGGAGAACGAAAUAUUGAAGUCGAAUAUUAAAAAGAUGGAUAAAGUUGUGAACAAUGCCACACCUGUGAAGAAGACGACGGUGAAGAAACAUAUUCAACAAUUCGAGAAGGAAGCCGAUGGAAGUGUUGAGAGCUACUCGACCUUAAAAACGAUUUGGUCCGAGCUUGAGCAUUUCACAGACGAUAUUACCGAAAAGGCGAUCCACGAACUUGACCGUAUCCGAGAACACCAGACACAACUGGAAAGUAGAGUGAAGUUUGACAAGGAAAGCCGAAAGGAAUCAUGUGAGAAUGUGUGCCGUCAAAAAUUCGAUUAUUUCCCUUUUCUCGAAGCGAUAGUUAAGAAAGCAUACAAGCGUAAUUUAAUUGAAGACGAUGAAAAGCCUAAAUCACACAAGAAACAAAAGACGGCAAAGAACACGACAAAAUCAAAAGCCAAAUAAUUCUCUGUUGCAUUCACAUCAAAAGCACCUCUUUCUGUCCAUACCUGUCUCAAAUUAAUUGUUCAUACCAACUGUAAAUACAUAAUAAAAUCAUUAGCUUAAGUCCAGUCCA
Molecule: messenger RNA, 1334 nt
Organism: Mucor mucedo
Lineage: Eukaryota; Fungi; Mucoromycota; Mucoromycetes; Mucorales; Mucoraceae
Product: ubiquitin carboxyl-terminal hydrolase
Exons: 7
Coding region: 32-1222 (396 amino acids)
Biological process (GO): ubiquitin-dependent protein catabolic process; protein deubiquitination
Cellular component (GO): cytoplasm
Molecular function (GO): cysteine-type deubiquitinase activity
Source: RefSeq, a predicted model, not a curated record